CACUGGGCCAUCUCUCCAUCCCCUUUUUUAUAUUUCUUAAUAAGUAUUUCUCCUGCAAGGCUAUAUCCUAGACAAAAUGUUUAGAAAUGACAGCUGUGAACCUCAUUGUUCAGUUUUUGUUUUCUAAAAUGAGUUGAUGAUUAGAACUUUUGUGUCAUGGAAUAACUGUGGGGAGCCCUAGAAUUAUAUGAAUAUACUGCCAAAGAAGUAUACAUCAGCAUGCUGUCAGUAUCACACUCUCUGUUGUACACAUGUAUGGGAUAUUUUAGACUGCAGUGACCUAUGAUGAUGUGCAUAUUGACUUCACUUGGGAGGAGUGGACUUUGAUGGAUCCUUCCCAGAAGAAUCUCUACAAAGAUGUAAUGUGGGAGACCUACAGAAACCUCACUGCUGUAGGCUACAGUUGGGAAGACCAUGAUAUUGAAGAAUAUUGUCAAAGUUCUGGAAGACUUAGAAGGUACAAAGAACAUCAUAUUGGGGAGAAAACCUCUGAAUAUACUCAAUGUGCAAAAGCAUUUUUAUACUACAGUCAUCUUCAGAAUAAUGAAAGUAUUCAUACUGGAGAGAAACUCUAUGGUUGUAUUCAAUAUGAUGAAGCCUUUUCACACAACAGUAGUCUCCAAAAACAUAAAGAAACACAUAUUGGAAAGAAAAUCUGUGAGAGUAAUCAGUGUGAUAAAGCCUUCACAAGUCAUGGUCAUCUUCAAAUGCACAAAAGAACACAUACUGGAGAGAAACCCUAUGAAUGUAAUCAAUGUGGUAAAGCCUUUGCAUGUACCAGUAGACUCCAAAGACAUGCAAGAACACAUACUGGAGAGAAACCCUAUGAAUGUAAUCAAUGUGGUAAAGCCUUUGCAUGUACCAGUAGUCUCCAAAGACAUGAAAGAACACAUACUGGAGAGAAACCCUACAAAUGUAAUCAAUGUGAUAAAGCCUUUUCACAACACAAUACUCUCCAAAUACACAAAAGAACACAUUCUGGAGAGAAACCCUAUAAAUGUAAUCAAUGUGAUAAAGCCUUUUCAGGAAACAGUAAUCUUCACAUGCAUAAAAGAACACAUUCUGGAGAGAAACCCUACAAAUGUAAUCAAUGUGAUAAAGCCUUUGCAUGUGCCAAUAGUCUCCAAAGACAUGAAAAUAUACAUUCUAUAGAUAAACCCUACAAAUGUAAUCAAUGUCAUAAAGACUUUGCCUGUGCUACUAGUCUCCAAAUACAUGAAAGAACACAUUCUGGAGAGAAACCCUAUAAAUGUGAUCAAUGUGAUAAAGCCUUUUUACGACACAGUCUUCUCCAAAUACAUAAAAGAACACAUACUGGAGAGAAACCCUACAAAUGUCAUCAAUGUGAUAAAGCCUUUUCACAACACAGUUAUCUGCAAAUACAUGAAAGUACACAUACUGGAGAGAAACCCUACAAAUGUAAUCAAUGUAAUAAAGACUUUUCACGACACAGUCUUCUCCAAAUACAUGAAAGAAUGCAUUCUGGAGAGAAACCCUACAAAUGUAAUGAAUGUGAUAAAGCUUUUGCAUGUGCCAGUAGUCUCCAAAUGCAUGAAAGAACACAUACUGGAGAGAAACCCUACAAAUGUAAUCAAUGUGAUAAAGGCUUUUUACGACACAGUCAUCUCCAAAUACAUGAAAGAAUACAUUCUGGAGAGAAACCCUACAAAUGUAAUCAAUGUGAUCAAGCUUUUGCAUGUUCCAGUAGUCUCCGAAAACAUGAAAGAACACAUUCUGGAGAGAAACCUCACAAAUGCAAUCAAUGUGAUAAAGCCUUUUCACAACAUAGUCAUCUCCAAAGACAUGAAAGAACACAUACUGGGGAGAAACCCUACAAAUGUAAUCAAUGUCAUAAAAACUUUUCACGACACAGUCUUCUCCAAAUGCAUGAAAGAACACAUUCUGGAGAGAAACCCUACAAAUGUAAUCAAUGUGAUAAAGGCUUUGCAUGUGUUGGUAGUUUCCAAAUACAUGAAAGAAAACAUACUGGAGAGAAACCCUACAAAUGUAAUCAAUGUGAUAAAGGCUUUUUACAACACUGUCAUCUCCAAAUACAUGAAAGAACACAUUCUGGAGAGAAACCCCAUGAAUGUAAUCAAUGUGGUAAAGGCUUUGCAUGUUCCAGUAGUCUCCGACGACAUGAAAGAACACAUACUGGAGAAAAACCCUACAAAUGUAAUCAAUGUGAUAAAGCCUUUUCACGACACAGUUAUCUCCAAAGACAUGAAAGAACACAUUACUGGAGAGACAUCCUACAAAUGUAGUCAAUGUAAUAAAGGCUUUUCACAACACAGUAACCUUUAAAUUCAUGAAAGAACACAUUCUAGAGAGAAUACCCAUGAAUGUAAUCAAUAUGGUAAAGCCUUUGCAUGUACUAAUAGUUUCUGAAGACAUGAAAGAACACAUACUGGAGAGAAACCCUACAAAUAUAAUCAAUGUAAUAAAUGCUUUUCACAACACUGUCAUCUCCAAAUACAUAAAAGAACAUAAUCUGGAGAGAAACCCCAUGAAUGUAGUCAAUGUGAUAAAGCCUUUGCAUGUGCUUAUAAUCUCUGCACACAUAAAGGAAUUCAUACUGUAGAGGAACCUUACAAAUGCAAUCAAUGUAAUAAAGCCUUUCCAUGACACAUAUCCAAAUACAAAAGGAAUGCAUUCUGCACAGAAACUAUGAAUUAAAUGAUUGUGGUAAACCUUUGUCUGUCUCAACAAUCUCAGAAUACAUAAAGGAAUACAUACUGGAGAUAAACCUAAGACUAAUCAGUGUGGUAAAGCCUUUGCAAUUCAAGGUCAUCUUCAAAUACAUAAAAGAACAUAUAUUGGAGAGAAACCCUAUGAAUCUAAUCAAUGAGAUAAAGCCUUUUCAAAACAAUCACCUCCAAAUCCAUAAAAGAACACGAGAGAGAAACUGUAUGGAUGUUUCAAUGAGGUAAAACCUUGGAUGUGCCAGUAGUCUCUGAAUACAUAAAGGAACUCAUGCUAGUGAGAAGCCCUUCAAAUAUAAUCAAUAUGAUAAAGCCUUUUCAUGACACAAUCCUUUCUAAAUACAUGAAAGAAUAAAUUCUAAAGAGAAACCCAGUGAGUGAAAUUAAUGUGGUUAAGCCUUUACAUGUGCCAAUAGUCUCCAGAUAUAUAAAAGAACAUAUAUUGGAGUGUAAUCCUGUGAAUGUAAUCCAAGCCUUUUCACAACAGACCAGUCAAGUGCAUGAAAGAACACAUACUGGAGAGAAAACCUAUGAAUGUAAUCAAUGUGGUAAAGCCUUUGCAUGUGCAGGUAGUCUCUGAAGGCAUAAAGAAACACAUACUGGAGAGAGAACCUACAAAUGUAAUCAAUAUGGUAAAGCCUUUGCAUGAAUCAGCAGUCUUUGAAAUCACGAGAAAAAAAUCACACUGCAGAGAAACCCUAUAAAUGUACUGAAUGUGGUAAAGUUUUGUAGUUUAUGUUAGUCUUUAUACAAAAGUAAAACUUAAUGUGUAAUUUGUCUGUUAAAGCCUUUUCAUUUUACAGUAGUCUUUGAGGGCCUAAAAAACUAAUAUUGAGGGAAAUCUGGCACAUAAAGGGUUUGGUAAGAUCUUUACCCAACAGACUUACAUUCAGUUACACAAGAUUACUCUGGAGAAAAUAUUUGACAAGUGUCACCAAUCUGUUCAAGCAUUAUGAUGUCCCUCUUUAUUUUAUUUGCACCUUCAAACUCAUAUGCACAAAAGACCUAUGAAUUUAAAUGAUGAGGUAGCACUUUUCUGUUCUACAGAAAAUUCAAGUCAAUUACAUAAAAUUAAGGCAUCCAGGUAUAAAACUUGAUGUGUAUUAGUUGCUUUUCUGUUGCUGUGAUAAAACAUUAUGUCUAUGUCAACUUGUGGAAUAGUUGGCCCUUGGACCCAGAAAGAUACAGGAUCACCAUGAAAGUGGCAUGGCAAUAAGUGUCAAACAUGGCAGCUGAAGCAGGAAGCUAAGAACUCACAUCAUCCACCUGUGGCAUGAAGGUGAAAGUGGGGACUGGAAAUGGUGUGUGGAUGUGAACUCAUGCUUACCCCCAGGGACUUACUUCUUCCAGCAGGACAAGCAUUACCUAAAGCUCCCCAA
Messenger RNA from Onychomys torridus (southern grasshopper mouse), 4081 nucleotides. Its product is annotated as zinc finger protein 431-like. Gene Ontology annotation, biological process: regulation of DNA-templated transcription. The record is from RefSeq and is a predicted model, not a curated record. NCBI's taxonomy places the organism in Eukaryota, Metazoa, Chordata, Mammalia, Rodentia, Cricetidae. The transcript has 3 exons. Gene Ontology annotation, molecular function: RNA polymerase II cis-regulatory region sequence-specific DNA binding; DNA-binding transcription factor activity, RNA polymerase II-specific. The coding region runs from base 327 to 2264 and encodes 645 amino acids.